GCUGCCGCUGUGAUUGGCACAGCCCGCUCCGGCAUAGGAGGAGGCGAGCAGCCGGGGACGCAGGAGCUCCGCUGCGCCCUCCAUCCCCUUGGCAGCAGCGGGAGCGGCGAGCUGCUGGGCUCCGCGGCGCGGGGAAGGAUGCCUGGGAAGAAGUCCGCGGGCAGCGGCGGCGGCGAGCUGCAGGGGGACGAGGCGCAGCGGAAUAAGAAGCGGAAAAAGAAGGUUUCCUGCUUCUCCAACAUCAAGAUCUUCCUGGUGUCCGAGUGCGCCCUGAUGCUGGCCCAGGGCACCGUGGGCGCCUACCUGGUGAGUGUUUUAACUACCUUGGAGCGGCGAUUCAACCUGCAGAGCGCUGGUGGGGUGAUAGCCAGCAGCUUUGAGAUUGGGAACCUGGCCCUCAUUCUCUUUGUGAGCUACUUUGGAGCCCGGGGGCAUAGGCCACGUUUGAUAGGAUGCGGAGGAAUAGUCAUGGCUCUGGGCGCCCUCCUUUCGGCGUUGCCUGAAUUUCUGACCCAUCAGUAUGAAUAUGAAUCUGGGGAAAUACGCUGGGGGGCUGAAGGGAGGGAUGUGUGUGCUGCCAACGGGUCCACCAGCAACGAGGGACCAGACCCGGAUCUUAUCUGCAGGAAUAGGACUACCACCAACAUGAUGUACUUGCUUCUCAUUGGAGCGCAAGUGCUCCUAGGCAUUGGUGCUACCCCUGUACAGCCACUAGGAGUUUCCUACAUCGAUGACCACGUGAGACGGAAAGAUUCCUCCCUAUAUAUAGGGAUUCUGUUUACAAUGCUGGUAUUUGGACCAGCCUGUGGAUUUCUUGGCUCCUUCUGUACCAAAAUCUAUGUGGACGCUGUCUUCAUUGACACAAGUAAACUAGAUAUCACCCCCGAUGACCCUCGGUGGAUCGGCGCGUGGUGGGCAGGCUUCUUGCUGUGUGGUGCCUUACUUUUCUUCUCGUCCCUCUUGAUGUUUGGAUUCCCGCAGUCCCUGUCCCCCAAGGUGGAGCACGCGGUGGAGAGCGAGCAAGCCAUGCUCCCCGAACUGGACUACGAGCGGCCCAAGCCAAGCAAUGGGGUCCUGCGGCACUCACUCGAAGGGGAGGACAGUGCCUCCUGCCUCCAGCAGCUGAGAGUGAUACCUAAAGUAACAAAGCACUUGCUGGCCAAUCCUGUCUUCACCUGCAUCAUACUUGCUGCCUGCAUGGAGAUUGCUGUGGUCGCUGGCUUUGCAGCCUUCCUGGGGAAGUACCUGGAACAGCAGUUCAACCUCACCACCUCAUCAGCCAAUCAGCUCUUGGGGAUGACAGCGAUUCCAUGUGCAUGUCUGGGCAUAUUCCUGGGCGGUCUCCUGGUGAAGAAGCUCAGCCUGUCUGCUCUAGGAGCCAUCAGGAUGGCCAUGCUCGUUAACCUGGUGUCCACAGCUUGCUAUGUCUCUUUCCUAUUCCUGGGCUGCGAUACAGGGCCUGUAGCUGGGGUUACUGUUCCCUAUGGAAACAACUCAGCUCCAACCUUGCCCUUGGACCCAUAUUCCCCCUGCAAUAACAACUGUGAAUGCCAAACCGAUUCCUUCACUCCAGUUUGUGGGGCAGAUGGGAUCACCUACUUGUCUGCCUGCUUCGCGGGCUGCAGGAGCACGAAUCUCACUGGCUGCUCAUGCCUCAGUUUGGUCCCAGCCGAGAACGCUACAGUGAUGCAUGGAAAAUGCCCCAGUCCUGGUUGCCAAGAGGCCUUCUUGACAUUCCUCUGCGUGAUGUGUGUUUGCAGCAUGAUUGGAGCCAUGGCGCAGACGCCGUCAGUUAUCAUACUCAUCAGAACAGUGAGCCCUGAACUUAAGUCCUAUGCUUUGGGGGUGCUUUUCCUGCUGCUCCGUUUGCUAGGUUUUAUCCCGCCACCCUUGAUCUUUGGGGCUGGAAUUGACUCAACAUGUCUGUUCUGGAGCACGUUUUGUGGCGAGCAAGGAGCCUGCGUAUUGUAUGACAAUGUCGUCUAUAGAUACCUGUAUGUUAGCAUUGCUAUAGCCCUGAAAUCUUUCGCAUUCAUCUUAUACACAACCACCUGGCAGUGCUUGAGGAAAAACUAUAAGAGAUACAUCAAGAACCACGAAGGUGGGCUCAGCACUAGUGAAUUCUUUGCCUCUACUCUCACCCUAGACAAUCUGGGGCGGGACUCUGUGCCCCAAAACCAGUCACAGAGGACAAAAUUUAUCUAUAACCUUGAAGAUCACGAAUGGUGUGAAAACAUGGAGUCCGUUUUAUAGUGACUAAGGAGGGAUGAACUCUAUAUUAAUAAUAUAUGGGUCCUUUUUAAUUAAAAGAGAGAGAGAGAAUAAAAUUUAAAAAACAGGAAACUUUUGUCCUUUUCUCAAAAACCAGAGCCAAGGAUUCAGAAUAACAAAAUCUUUAAAAGGGAUCAUUUUUGAAAUCCUGCUGGAGUGCUGGAGAGAACCUCAAACCACUCCAGUUAAGUACCAGCCCCUGUGAUGAUGGUACAAUCUUCCAGGAUAGAAUCACCUGCCAGGGCAUUGGGAGCUGCAAAUCCAGGGUUUUGUGGGAGAACUCAUCAGAUGGACAUUCUUGGGCACCUGGUGAGAAGAAACAAGCAAAUAACAACAAUUCCAGAAUAAGCGUUGGAGACACUGCAUGCCAUUAGGGAUCUGUGCAGCCCUGUCACCUCUGCAAUAUGGGCUAAAGGGUUAGCCAGUCUGGGUGCUGUUCAAAUCCAAUGCACUCUCUCAAUGAUGUCAAAGAGGGAACAGUGCUGGAGUUAUUAAACUACUUACACUCUGUCACCAGCCAUGAGUCCAUGUUAGAUACUUUGAAUGAUGCUGUAUACCCUCUAGCCAGCACACAUUGAUGGUCAAAGGCUCCACUGUCCUUCCAGCAGAUCUCAGAUUUCGGUUUUCUGUGAAUGGCUGUGCUCAGAUCUUUAAAACCCAGUAAAGUUCAAGUCAUUUGCUUACA
This is a messenger RNA of Gopherus evgoodei (Goodes thornscrub tortoise), 2956 nucleotides long. It is a transcript of the gene SLCO3A1, whose product is annotated as solute carrier organic anion transporter family member 3A1. Gene Ontology annotation, cellular component: membrane. The record is from RefSeq and is a predicted model, not a curated record. NCBI's taxonomy places the organism in Eukaryota, Metazoa, Chordata, Testudines, Testudinidae. Gene Ontology annotation, molecular function: protein binding. Gene Ontology annotation, biological process: prostaglandin transport; sodium-independent organic anion transport; transmembrane transport.